AUGGAGAGUGUACACGGCGUCGAUGUGAGCUGGAUGAGCAAGCACAGUCCAAAAGAUACCCGUCCACACGUAGCCCGCAGCAGCACCUCCCCGCCCGAAAAGGCAAAGAUCAUACACAAUGGGAAUGGAACAAGCAACGGCCACACUCCUUCUGCAGAACAACCGACCGCUCCGAAAGCCAUACCCAGCAGGCCAAAGUUCUCGCGGACUGCCUCGACGGAAAAGACGACCACUUUGAAUGGCAGCCUCCCGAAAUCCGUGUCGCCCUCCCCGAGUUCGCGGCGGAAUUCAUGGCUCUCGAGUAUAUCGUCUAAAUUCUCCUCGUCGCCCAGCCCACAUCCUCAUGUCGUGCAGUCUACAGCCUCACCGCAAGCCAGUAAUGGAACGGAUGAGCCGCCUGUACCUACUGGGCCCAGCGCGCCGAAGAAUGCGAUCCUGCCUCAUGCGGUCAAGCCUGCUGGUGAUGUGCCGUAUACUCCCGCGCCGCCGAAGUCUACACAGCCGAACUUUCUACAGAGUGCUUUGAGGAGGUUAUCGAGUUCUGGAGGACAAUUGCCACCGCCUGGGAAAGGACUUAAUCAUGGGAUAUGCGAGCGGAAGGUGUUGAAUGUGGAUAAGAAUCGGGAGAGGUGUCAUAUUGCGGAAUUGGAUCAGUCGAAACUUCGCAGAGUGGCAUUCUGCGUGGAUGUUGAGAUUGCGUCCGGGCCGAGGUAUCUGGAUGAGAAAGUGCCAGAUGAAAAGCCGAAAGAGGAAAAGAAGGAGAAGAAACGGAUAGUUGAGAAGGGCGAGGCUGAGGCGCUGAAGAAUCCGAAUAUGGUGAAAGAGGAAAAGGAGACGGAUGGCGUGGUCACUGCCGAAGGUGAAGAUACCGGAGAAGUUCUUCCCGCGAAUGGGAAAGAUGGGUUGGAAACGACAACCACGGAAGUGGAAGCCCCAUCAGGAGAGAAUACUAAGAAGAAGGAGAAGAAGAAGAGGAGUGAAGAAGAGCGGAAAGCGAGGAAAGAGAAGAAGCGGAAACUGGCUGAGGCGAACGGAACUGUGCCGGUUGAAGUGGUCAGGAAUGCCAGUGAUAGUUCUGGCCCUGGAUCCCCAACAAGUACAGGGACGCCUAGGACGCAGGCUUCACCUACGACAGACCCCGUACGGAUAUACCGAAGGUGUUGUCAGUUACGGGAAACGCCUAUAUUGAAGAGGAUAACGGAACAACUGGCGAAUCCAACUGGACGACAGGUGUCACCUGGUGUGGUCUCAAAGCUGGAUUUGACAGGCUAUUGGCUUCAGCUUCCUGAUCUCAUAACUUUGGGAGAUUAUCUUGCAGUUGUCCCCGUCAAAGAGGUCAUAAUGGAAAACUGCGGACUUACAGAUGAAGGGGUUCGAGUUGUCCUGGCCGGUUUGCUGGCAGCGAAAUAUCCGGACUGGGAAAGGAAAAAGCAGAAAAAGGGCAAAUGGGGAGAAGUUCCCCAAGGAGGCUUCGUGGAGAGGAUAGUGUUCAAAAACAACUCAAAGAUAGGGAGAGAUGGUUGGCGAUACAUAUCAACGUUCAUCACCAUGUGUCGGUCUCUGAAAUCGAUGGACUUGUCGAAAGUUCCCUUUCCUCAACCGACCCCGGCACCUGCAACACCUCCAGCUCAUGCAACUCAAUUCCAACUCACGAAAACAACAAGUUCUACGACAUCCAAUCCCGACAUCUCUUCCAUCCUCGGAAAGGCUAUUGGUGAAAGAUUAGCUGGAAGAGAAUUUGAGCUUAUCAACCUUGCUGAGUGUGGGAUGAGUAUGGUGCAACUCGGUGACAUCAUUGAUGGAGUCAUCAAGUCUGGUUUACGACGUCUCGGCAUCGCCGGAAAUCACAUCUCGCCAGAAGGUAUCCAGCACGUUGCUCGCUAUGUCCGAGAAGGGAAAUGUGAAGGUUUGGAUCUUGGUGGAAACGACCUGAAGGAUCAACUUGGAGUAAUAGCCAGUGCUUUGAACGAUAAUAACGCGCUUUACGCCUUGAGCUUAGCCGACUGCAAUCUUACCCCGGAUUCGCUUUGGAGCCUGUUCCCGGCACUGGCGAAGCUGAAUAAUUUCCGUUUUAUUGACCUUUCUCAGAACCAUGGUCUGUUUGAGUCGGAGCCUAGUGCACUUUCGUUACUCCGAAGAUAUCUACCUAGAAUCCCAACACUCAAGCGGAUACAUCUUACAGAUGUGUCAAUGACCCCCGAACAGGCCAUCGCUCUUGCAGAGAUCCUACCGGAAAGCCCGAACCUGGCUCAUGUGAACAUUAUGGAAAAUCCUGGUUUGGCGGCAUUAGCCAAUGCGAAGGAGGAAGCCAACCAAGAAGAGGCAUGCGCUCUGUAUGCCUCGCUAAUGGCCGCUGUCCGUGUCUCACAGACAAUCAUCUGCAUUGAUAUUGAGGUACCAUCAGCGGAUUCGAGUGAAGUCGUCAAGGCAUUGGCUAAACAGGUUGUUGCUUAUUGCUUGUGGAAUAUGGAGAAGGGCACAGUAGCUGAAAUUGGCGAAGCAGCUGCAGCACUAUCGGAACCUCAUGGCGGUGAGAAGGAAGUUGCAGUUCCAGACGUGUUAUUACAUCUCGUUGGUCAUGUCGAAGGAAUGCAUAACCAUGACGAUGACGAACCGGCGCCAGAUGAUGACUAUGUCAUUGGUGGCACAGGAGUGGUAAAGGCACUGGGUAUUUGUUUACGAAAUAGAGGCAACGACUCUAGACGAGCAUCUGCAGAUCCCUUCUGCGAUUUGACAGAAGGCGGUAGUGGUUCGGUGACUCCGAGAACCCCUGUCAAAGGUGGCAAGGCCAAGGAUAUGUCGAAGAACUUACUUGGAAGUGCACGCAAGAUACGAGCACGGUUACAACCUGCCUUGGUGAAAGAGUCGCGGUCGGUGGAUCAGAACGCGUAUCGACGUCUACAAUUCCUAGACCAAACUCUAGAAGGAAUGAUCAAACGAUUCGAAGACGAAUACCCCGAAACCCGCCUCCCAUCCACCAUCACCUCACCGCCCCUCCCCAACAACGACCAGCUCCCACCCGACCAAGCCAGCCCCAACGACCUCGAAUUAUCUCUCUCCCGCAACGACACCAACACCUCCGACCCCACCCCCUUCGACGAGCAAGCCCCAGGCUCAGAAGACGACGACGCCGCCCCCGGCGGCGAAAUCCGCCCCAUGCUCUCCCGGCACAACUCUGACGUGUCUCUCGCUUCGCGCGCCCUCUCCCAGGAAGAAGGCCGCAUGCACCGCUUCGGGCAGCAGUUCCGGCGCGAGAUCCUCAAGCCCGAACAAGAGGACCAGCUGCACGGCACUACUGGCCUCGAAGACCAGCCUAGACAUCUGCAGCUUUUACGAGCCAUGGUGGAGGGUCUAGGCGGCGAGGAGAUGAGGGAUCAGAUUAAUAACCAGGGGGCGGAUGCGGUGCUCGAGCAGCUGAGCGAUGAGGCGAGUGUGCUUAGGCAGAGGCUUAUGGAGCAGGAUCCCGAAGCGUGGGAGAAUUUUAGGGAGAGUCAGGAGGCUGCGGCGAGGAAUCAGAGGUUGGCGGGGUUGGAGAGGAAUGUUAGUGCGAUUGAGUAG
Messenger RNA from Cadophora gregata, 3558 nucleotides. RefSeq lists its product as uncharacterized. The transcript has 4 exons. The coding region runs from base 1 to 3558 and encodes 1185 amino acids. The record is from RefSeq and is a predicted model, not a curated record. Lineage: Eukaryota; Fungi; Ascomycota; Leotiomycetes; Helotiales; Ploettnerulaceae.